Messenger RNA from Physcomitrium patens, 1329 nucleotides. Its product is annotated as mitochondrial inner membrane protease ATP23. Gene Ontology annotation, biological process: mitochondrial proton-transporting ATP synthase complex assembly; mitochondrial protein processing. Gene Ontology annotation, molecular function: metalloendopeptidase activity. NCBI's taxonomy places the organism in Eukaryota, Viridiplantae, Streptophyta, Bryopsida, Funariales, Funariaceae. The record is from RefSeq and is a predicted model, not a curated record.
CCGCAUUCUAGCUGAAGUACCUAUUCAAAGAGCUCUAAUGAUAUGGUGUUGCGGACUCGGCUGAUUUUUGACGCUCGAGUCUUCAGUUAUGAAGUUGAUACCCGCGAAAGACUAAGCUUCCAUUUUUUCUCCGGCUAGGUUCCUAGCUCGGGACAGGUGAUCGCAGCUUCCACUGUUGCAUCUUUGCAGCGAGUGACUCGCAGAUGCGAAAGAAACACCACGAGCUCUGUCGGAGGAGGCAUGAAUAUUAGACCAGUUUUUAUUCUAGUGAGGGGCUGAAAAUUGAAAGUUAGGUGUGGGGAUCUGUAGCUAUGGAGGAAGCUGCGGCUUCAAGCAACUUUGGGUCUUCAACCGGCACCACGCCGGAGCAUUGUCAGCAAAUGAUCAACCGCUCCCUUUCUCGCAAUUCGACCGUAAAGUUUGUGCGAGAGGCACUCACCGAAGCGGGUUGCCCAGUUGCGGACAAGUUUUUCAAACCCGAGCGCUGCUCAAUUCAAGCUGGAGGCGGUUUCAAACAAGAUGAGGGGAUAGUCAUUUGCAGCAAUAAUGUAACGCACCAAGACGAGGUGGACGUUGCACUGACACAUGAGCUUUUACAUGCCUACGACCACUGUCGUGCUGUCAAUUCAAACUGGACCAAUUGUGAACACCAUGCUUGUAAUCAGAGCAGCCAAUUUGAGUGGCGACUGCGCUUGGAAACGUGAGCUGCUUCGAGGCAACACCAACCUACAAAAGCAACAUCAGGUACUUCACGAUUGCUCUUAAAACUUUUGCUUUGGUUGAUACUCAGUGGCCUUGCCAGAAAAUCCAUGUUAAAAGAUAGUAUUGGCCUCGGAGGAAUAGCUUUCGUUGCUUGGGGUUAGUUCUUCAAGGCGAUCUUCCUUUCCGUUGAGCCCAACAACCUCACAGUGUAUGACAGCUUCACUACCACUUAAGUUGGACCUGGAACUAUCAACCAUUUUUUGUUGUAUUUCAGCAGAUAUGUGUCAGGAGGAGGGCACUUAUAAGCGUGAGUUUGAACCCGCACUGCUCAAUGCACCGCUCAAUGGCCGUCAUUGAUAGGGUUUGGAAGACGUGUUAUAAUGACACACAGCCUUUUGAUAGAACCCCUUAAACUUGUACAUCUGCAAAACAGAUUCUCAUAUGAGUAAUACUAGUUGCAUGUUAUCACACGCAAACAAUUGUAUGGAGGGGGUCAAAACUGCCUUACAUUGUUUAAAGUGUCCCCAUAACCUCCAUCCGAAAAUUGUCGGAUUUGUUGAGAAAGUUUUAAAAGUUAAAUCUAAAGAGACAUUCGAAGAUACUCUACUCUUUUGAAUGAUUAUUGAC